GAAGGGCCGUGUGAGCAGCUGCACGAUGGUGUCUGUGAAGUGGGUUUCCUCAAUCCUGCUGCUGCAACUCUGCUGUGCUGGCUGUGGCUUCUGUGGGAAGGUGCUGGUGUGGCCUUGUGACAUGAGCCACUGGCUUAAUAUCAAGGUCAUUCUAGAGGAACUCGCAGAGCGGGGCCAUGAGGUAACAGUGCUCACUCAUCCCCAUACUCUUCUCAUUGAUCACUGGAAGCCUUCUGCGCUGAAGUUUGAGAUGGUUGAUAUGCCAUUUGACAAAGAGAAUGCUGAGAAGAAAAAUGCAGAAUUUCAGAACCUAGCUCUUAAUGUCUCACCACUGCUGUCACCCUGGAAAUCAGUAAUAAAACUGAGAGACUUCUUUAGCAGACUGAAUGAAGAUUUUAAACUUUUCUGUGAGAGUAUCGUCUACAACCAGACACUCAUGAAGAAGCUGCAGGAAACCAACUAUGAUGUAAUGCUUAUCGACCCUGUGACACCCUGUGGAGAGCUGGUGGCUGAGUUGCUUGCAGUCCCCUUUGUAAUCACUCUUAGGGUUUCCAUAGGAGGCAAUAUGGAGAGAAACUGUGGGAAACUUCCAUCUCCACCUUCGUAUGUCCCUGUGACUAUGGUGGGGCUAACAGACAGGAUGACUUUUCUGGAAAGAGUGAAAAAUGCAAUACUUUUGGUUGUCUUUAACUUCUGGAUUCAAGACGGUGACUUUCACUUUUGGAGACAGUUUUAUAGUGAAGCAUUAGGAAGACCCACCACAUUAUGUGAAACUCUGGCAAAAGCUGAAAUUUGGUUAAUCAGAACAUACUGGGAUUUUGAAUUUCCUCGUCCAUACUUGCCUAAUAUUGAAUUUGUUGGAGGACUGCAUUGCAAACCCGCCAAACCUUUGCCCAAGGAAAUGGAAGAGUUUGUCCAGAGCUCAGGUGAAGAUGGCGUCGUGGUGUUUUCUCUGGGUUCUGUAGUUGAUAAUUUACCUGAAGAAAAGGCUGACCUCAUUGCUUCUGCCCUGGCUCAGAUUCCACAGAAGGUUUUAUGGAAAUUCAAAGGAAAGAAACCAGCUACAUUAGGUGCAAAUACUCGAGUCUAUGAUUGGAUGCCCCAGAAUGAUCUUCUUGGUCAUCCCAAAACCAAAGCUUUCAUCACUCAUGGUGGAAUUAAUGGGAUCUAUGAAGCAAUUUACCAUGGGGUCCCCAUGGUAGGAGUUCCCUUGUUUGGUGAUCAGCCUGACAACAUUGCUCACAUGAGAGCCAAAGGAGCAGCUGUAGAGUUGAGCCUGCACACAAUGACAAGUGCAGACUUGCUCAGUGCCUUGAAGACAGUGAUCAACGACCCAUCCUAUAAAGAGAAUGCCAUGAAGUUAUCGAGGAUUCACCAUGAUCAGCCCAUGAAGCCCCUGGAUCGAGCAGUCUUCUGGAUCGAGUAUGUCAUGCGCCACAAGGGAGCCAAGCACCUUCGGCCAGCAGUCCAUGACCUCAGCUGGUUCCAGGCCCACUCUUUGGAUGUGAUCGGGUUCCUGCUGGCUUGUGUGGCAGCUGUUAUAAUCUUUGUCACAAAAUGCUUGUUGUUUUGCUGCCAACAGUUUGGAAAGACAGGAAAAAAGAAAAAGAAGGAAUAGACCCCUUCAAGUUUGGGCAAAGUGCUGAAUAGGACAAACUUGUUCAUUCCUGGGUACAGGGAGAACACAUCUGCUUUCUGUUUUCAUAGUCCUCAUUCCUCAAUCUUUCCCUAGAAUUUAACGAAUCAUUAAGUAAUGAGUGUGUCUCAUUUUCAUCUCGCCUUCCCAGUUAUUUUUCCCUCCUGUUUUCACUUUACUGACAACAGAGGUACUAACAACUGAAGUGAGACUUAUAAGAAUGCUUUUCUUUCACAUUAAGUCCUUCUCACCACCAUCAAUUUAUCAAUUUUAUCGCCAUAGCCCUGUAUUGUAUAUAAAAAUAGUAGCCAUGCUGAUAUCUUCUUGCCAGUCCAUCCAAGUUGCUGCAAUUAAUGGGAUUUUGUUAUUUUUACAGAUGAAUAAGAUUACUAUAUAUGUGUAUAUAUAAAAUCAUAUUUUCUUAAUCUAUUUAUAUUUUGUUGGGCACCUUAGUGAGUCCAUAUUUUGACCAUUGUUAAUUGUGAUGCUAUACAUAAAAGAGAACAAUUUCAAAUUAACAUCCAAAUUAUGCACCUUCAGCAUCCAGAGGAACAAAAAGAAAUAAAACCCCAAAUUAUUAUAAGGAACCAGUAAUAAAGAUUAUAAUAUAAACAAAGACAAAAAUCAGUGAAAUAGAGUUGGUUUUGUGAGAAGAUGAACAAACACAAAAACAUGAGGUAAAAUAAAAAAGGAAAAAUAUUAUGUGAACCGAUAAAGUUAGAGAUAAAAUAGUGGCAUUGCAAUUAGCACAGAAAUACAGAGUGUCAUAAGAAACUGAUAUGAACAAUUAUACACAAAGAAAUUGGACAACUUCAAAACAAUUGACAAGUCCCUAGGCACAGAUAAUCUACCUAUAUCAAGUCAAGAAAAAAUAGAAACAUCCAAAGGGACCAAUAAUGACAAAUGAGAUUGAAGCAGGAAGUGCAGGUCUUCAAACAAAAAAGAUCCAGAACCGAUGACUUAAUCGCUGAAAUCACUUAAAGGGUAACCAAUUCCAAUUAUUCUUGUUAUUCCAACAAAAUAAAAAAGAAUAGACAUUUGACAAAUAUAAUCAGGAGGGCACUAUUACUCAGAUACCAAAGCCAGACAAAAACAGAGAAAAUGUAAACUAAGGACCAAUAAUCCUGACAAAAUUUGUUUUUAUAUUCAAAUAGUUAUUUCAGUGUUAUAUCAUUUCUUUAUAGAUUUAGUGGGUAGCCAAUUAGUGCAACAAUUUUCUACACAAAAAAUUAAAUACAUACAGCUAAUUGUAAAGAAACUUUAAAAAAUACGACGGAACAAAUGGAAAAAUGAUGAACUGAAAGAAAUGUAAAAUAUUUGAAUAAUAUAUGUAAAAUUUCUAAAAUAUAUUUUUGUGAGUGAUAUAAUUUGUUAUUAUUAUAAUUCCUUUAAAUUUUUUAUGAGAUAUAAUUUAUAUCCCAUAAAACUCACCUAAAUGUAAUCUAAUGUAUUUAGCAUGUUUACAGUACUAUGACUUUGUCAUGAUAGCCUAAUUUUAGGAUAUUUUUUUUUUUUUUGACAGGCAGAGUGGACAGUGAGAGAGAGACAGAGAGAAAGGUCUUCCUUUUGCCGUUGGUUCACCCUCCAAUGGCCGCCGCGGUAGCGCACUGCGGCCGGCGCACUGCGCUGAUCUGGUGGCAGGAGCCAGGUGCUUCUCCUGGUUUCCCAUGGGGUGCAGGGCCCAAGCACUUGGGCCAUCCUCCACUGCACUCCCUGGCCACAGCAGAGAGCUGGCCUGGAAGAGGGGCAACCGGGACAGGAUCGGUGCCCCGACCGGGACUAGAACCCGGUGUGCCGGCGCCGCAAGGCGGAGGAUUAGCCUGUUGAGCCACGGCGCCGGCCUAAUUUUAGGAUAUUUUCAUCAUCCAAAAAUGAAAUGUCAUACCCCUUGGAAGUCACUCCCUAUGCUCCCUGCAGAAACUACUAGUAUAUACAUAUAUGCUUGUUCUAGAAAUUUAUGUAAAUGGAAUUGCACAUUAUAUUGCUUUUUAAAAAAGAUUUAUUCUACUUAUUUGAAAGACAUAGUUACAGAGAGAGGUAGAGAUAGAGGUCUUCUGUUUGCUGGUUCACUCUCCAAAUGGCCACAAUGGCUAGAGCUGUGCCAAUCUGAAGCCUGGAGCCAGAGAAUUCUUCUGGGUCUCUCACAUGGGUGCAGGUGCCCAAGGACUUGGGCCACCCUCUGUUGCUUUCCAAGAUGCAUUAGCAGGGAGCUGGAUUGGAAGUGGAGCAGACGGGGCAUGAACUGGCGCCCAUGUGGGAUGAUGGCACUGCAGAUCAUGGCUUUAACCCACUGUGCCACAGUGCCAGCCUCUAUGUUGUCUUUAACAACUGGUUUGUCUAAGCACAAUAUUUUUUGAGUGCCUUCCACAUUGUAUUAUAUAUGCAUACUACUUUUCAUUCAUUUUUAAUUUUGGAUAACAUGCUAUGUUAUGAAUACACUAUAUUUCAGUAAUUCUUUAAUCAGCUAAUGAGCAUUUUGCUUUACUACCCAUUCUUGCUAUGAUGAGGUAUGAUGUCCCAAAGAUUGAUAUACACACUAGUGCAUGAAUAUGUUUUUAUUUGUUUUGGGGAUGAUAUUAAAGAAUCAUAGAGCAAAUUCCUGUAUAUAAGGAACUGCCAAACUGUUUUUCAAUGUCCUUGCACAUUUAUAAUCACUUUUACAUUCACACUGGCAAUAGUUGAUGGUUUUAAGUUGUCUGAUUGCCAACAUUUGCAAUCGUUUGUUACAGGGUGUGAAAUGGUACCUAAUUGUAGUCUCAGUUUGCAUUUCUCUUAAUGCUAAAUUGUUGAGCUUCUUUCAUCUACUUGUUAGUCAACUGUAUAUAUUUUUCAACGAAAUGUCUAUUCAAAAUCCUUAUCAUUUUUAGUUGGUUCUCUGACUUUUCAUCAUUGAGUUGUAAGAAUUACAGGAAUACUUUUUAUACUGUGAACUUGUAUCCUCAGGAUAAUGGCUUGCAAAUGUAUCCCUAAAUUGUGCGUGUGUAUGUGUGUUUUAAAUCACUUGCUGUUGUCUUUUGAAGCACAAAAGCUUCGAUUUUGAGAAAAGAAAUAUUAAAUAUAAAGGUUUAUUUAGGGUUGGAGCUGUGGUAUAGCAAGUAAAUCCACGGCCUGCAUCCCAUUUGGGCACCAGUUUAAAUCCUAGCUGCUCCAUUUCUAAUUUACCUUUCUGCCAUGGCCUGGGACAGCAGUAGAUGUUGGCCCAAGUCCGUGGGUCCCUGCACCUACAUAGGAGACCCAGAAGAAGCUCCUGGCUCCUGGCUUUGGAUCGACCCCUCUCUGGCUGUUGCAGCCAUUUGAGGAGUGAACCAACAGAUGGAAAACUUCUCUUUCUCUCCCUCUGUCUCUGCCUCUCUGUAACUCUGUCAUUCAAAUAAAUAAAUAAACCUUUAGAAAAAAUAUUUAUUUAGUUAUUAUUUGAAAGGCAGCAUUAUAAAAAUAGAGGGAGAGAAAGACACACACACGAGAGAAACAGAGAGAGAGAGAGAGAGAACACAAGGAUAGCUGGGUCUUGCUGAAGUCAAGAGCCAGGAACUCAAUCUGAGUGGCAGGGGCCCCAUGUGCUUGGGCCAUCUUCUGCUGCUUUCCCACAUGCAUUAGCAGGGAACUGGAUAAGAAGAGGAGCAACCAGGACUCAAAUCAGGACUCAAUAGGUUGAGGCAUCGCAAGUGAAAACUUAAUGUGUUGCAUCACACUUGCUCCAUGUUUCCAUAUUCUAAAAGAAGUAGUGUUAAAAAAUAUGUAUUGCUUACUACAACUGCCAUCACUUGAGCAUCUUACCACUAUCAUUAUUUUCAUAUAGACAGAACAACACAUAGAGAACAUUUUUAAAUGUAUUAUGUAUAAUAAACUAUGUGAAAAUUAAAUGAAAAUGGUGUUUUAGAAAAAGUCAGUAAAGAAUGGAGAAAGAAACACAAUAGGUUGGCAAAAUGAAAAUAAAGUACAGGACAAAAGUAAAACAAGCCAACUGAGAUUAUAUGAAACACAGAAGCUUCUCUACAAUAAAGAAAAUAACCAAAGAGAGAAGGAACGAGCAAGAGAAAUGGAGAAAAUACUUGCAAGCUACUUAUCUGACAAAAGAUGAAUAUCCAGAAUAUAGGAGGAACUCAAAAAUCUGAACAACCAAAAAACAACAAAUCCAGCUAUGAAAUGAAGAAAGAGCAUGGAUAAACCAUUUAAGAAAUACAUGAAUACAUGCUAAAUAUUACUAGACAUCAGACAAAAACCAGGUCCAAACCACAAUGAGACAUCAUAUCCCCCCUGUCCAAAUGGCUAGUACCAGAAAGACAGAGUUACAAAUACUGGCAAGGAUCUGGAGAACGGGGAAGUCAUACCCUGUUGGGGUAAAUGUAAAUUUGUAUAGCUACUAAAAUAAACAGUAUAGAGAUAUCUCUACAAACUAGAAAUAGAAUUGCCAUAUGACCCAACAAUCCCAGUACAUGAAAUCCUUGUAUCCAAGAGAUAACGGGAUCUUUAUAGAAGCCUGGUAGACAAAAGCCAAGAUAUGGAAUCAACCAAGUUGCACCUUAUCAGAUGAAUGGAUAAGUAAAAUGCAGCAAAUACACACAAGGAAAUAUUUUUCAUCUUAAAAAGAAUGAAAUUCUGUCAUCUUCAACAAAAUGAAAAGAAGUAGAGGAAUUAGAGGAGAUAAUUUUAAGAGAAAGAAGAGGAAAAAGCAAAUACCACAUGUUCUCCCUCAAAUAUGGAAACUAAGGGGAAAAAACUCUCCAUAUGAACAUAUGAACAUACAGUGGUGAUUUCCAGGGCUGGGAGGAUUGGAAGAGCUAGAAGUUUUUUGGAUUAAAACAAUAGAGGAAAUUGGGGGUAAUUUGUGGUUUGUAACAAAAAUAGUAACACAAGAGAUUAAUGAUAGGGAAAGCUGGGUGUGAAGUAAAUGGAAAGUCUUUGUAUAGUUCUAUAAUUUUCCUUUUGUAAAUUUAAAAGUUCUGAAAUAUAAAGAAAUUUAAAAAGACUAACAAAAAGUUCAAAGGUUGUAGAUGUAAAUAUAUCUGAAUUUAACAUUAAUAGAAAAUAAAGUAGACUCAAAUCAAAUUUAAAAUCUAAAAGGAUGUCUUUGGUAAAUAAAAUCUCAUACAUGAAAACUU
Molecule: messenger RNA, 6738 nt
Organism: Lepus europaeus (European hare)
Lineage: Eukaryota; Metazoa; Chordata; Mammalia; Lagomorpha; Leporidae
Product: UDP-glucuronosyltransferase 2A3-like
Exons: 6
Coding region: 26-1618 (530 amino acids)
Molecular function (GO): UDP-glycosyltransferase activity
Source: RefSeq, a predicted model, not a curated record